This is a messenger RNA of Carassius gibelio (silver crucian carp), 831 nucleotides long. It is a transcript of the gene gstz1, whose product is annotated as glutathione S-transferase zeta 1. Bases 68 to 790 code for a protein of 240 amino acids. Gene Ontology annotation, cellular component: cytoplasm; mitochondrion. Gene Ontology annotation, biological process: L-phenylalanine catabolic process; glutathione metabolic process. Lineage: Eukaryota; Metazoa; Chordata; Actinopteri; Cypriniformes; Cyprinidae. The transcript has 9 exons. The record is from RefSeq and is a predicted model, not a curated record. Gene Ontology annotation, molecular function: maleylacetoacetate isomerase activity; glutathione transferase activity.
CUGAAUCCUCAACGAGAUUCGGUUCAUAAGAAGUUCUCUAGUAAACCGAGCAUUACUGCUACAGUGUAUGUUGUGUAUAAAUCCAUCUCAAACGAAAUCCAUUCUUCUCGGGAACCGACGGUCUAAUAUGAGUGCAUCAGCUGCACGUUUAAUCAAGCCUGUUCUUUAUGGAUAUUAUAGAAGUUCAUGCUCUUGGAGAGUACGGAUAGCGUUUGCAUUGAAAGGGAUUGAAUAUGAGCAAAAGGCAGUAAAUCUCAUCAAGGAUGGCGGGCAACAGCUUACAGAUCAAUUUAAGGCAAUAAACCCAAUGCAGCAAGUGCCUGCAGUCACCAUUGAUGGCAUCACCCUGUCUCAGUCGUUGGCCAUCAUCCAGUACAUUGAGGAGACUCGUCCAGAGCCCAGCCUCCUGCCUGCAGACCCAAAGCAGAGGGGUCAGGUCCGCAUCAUCUGUGACAUCAUCGCGUCUGGGAUCCAGCCCCUCCAGAAUCUGUAUGUGCUUCAGAAAAUUGGAGCAGAGAAGGUACAGUGGGCUCAGCAUUUCAUCAACCGAGGAUUUGAGGCCUUAGAGCCUAUUCUGAAGCAGACGGCAGGGAAAUACUGUGUUGGCGAUGAGAUAUCCAUGGCAGAUAUUUGUCUUGUGCCUCAAGUCUACAAUGCUGAAAGGUUCAAGGUGGAUAUGUCUCAGUUCCCUACCAUCAGAAGGUUAAACCAGACCUUAAUUGAGAUUGAUGCUUUCAAAGCCAGUCAUCCAUCCUGUCAGCCUGAUACUCCUGAUGAUUUGAAGGCAUAAUCUGAAUGAUUAAAACAAUCAAUAAAACAUUUUGAUAAUCA